Messenger RNA from Cornus florida, 429 nucleotides. RefSeq names its product secreted RxLR effector protein 161-like. The transcript is spliced from 2 exons. The record is from RefSeq and is a predicted model, not a curated record. Bases 1 to 429 code for a protein of 142 amino acids. Lineage: Eukaryota; Viridiplantae; Streptophyta; Magnoliopsida; Cornales; Cornaceae.
AUGUACCUUACAAAUUGUACCAGACCUGAUAUAGCAUUUGCCGUCAACUUACUAGCACGGUAUAGUUCUGCACCAACUCGAAGACAUUGGAAUGGAGUCAAGCACAUUAUGCGUUACCUUCGAGGAACGACUGAUAUAGGGUUGUUUUAUUUAAGAAAAUCAAAGCCCCAGUUGAUUGGAUAUGCAGAUGCAGGUUAUCUUUCUGACCCUCACACAGCCCGAUCACAAACAGGGUACUUGUUUACUUGUGGUGGUACUGCUAUAUCAUGGCGAUCUAUGAAACAGACCAUGACUGCAACUUCCUCAAAUCACUCUGAGAUACUCGCAAUUCAUGAAGCAGAUUUAUUCACUAAAGCGCUUCCAACUACAACAUUCAAGAAGUUAGUGGACAACAUUGGAAUGCGUCAACUAAAGGAUCUUCAGGAUUGA